CGCUGACUAGGCCUCGAGUUCUAGCUGGGGAGGUGGGCGUCGGGGAGACGCCAGCGUUCGGGAAUGGAAGCCGAGGAGCCCGGCCCCAGACAUUAUACUGCCCUUCAACCAGCAUUUUAUCCUUUUCCAUUCCAUCAAAUGAUGACUGGAGUUCCAAACAUGGAGAUGAUGAAUGAAGAGGAAGCUCUUCAGGGGCCUUUGGAAUCAGACUUUGUUCCAGAACCUGUUCAAGCAACUGUUAAAGGAAGAAAGAGAAAAAACAAAACUUCUGAACCCAAGAAACCUGCUGCUAAAGUUGCCAAAUCAAAAGCCAAACAAGAAAAAAUCACAGAUACUUUUAAAGUCAAAAGGAAAGUAGAUCGUUUUAAUGGCGUAUCUGAAGCUGAAUUGUUAACCAAAACUCUUCCAGAUAUACUGACCUUCAAUUUGGAUAUUGUAAUUAUUGGUAUAAAUCCAGGUUUAAUGGCAGCCUACAAAGGCCAUCAUUACCCAGGACCUGGAAACCACUUCUGGAAGUGUCUCUUUUUGUCUGGGUUAAGUGAAGAACAGUUGAAUCAUAUGGAUGACCACACUUUGCCACAUAAAUAUGGUAUUGGGUUUACAAACAUGGUGGAAAGGACAACACCAGGGAGCAAGGACCUUUCCAGCAAAGAGUUUCGGGAAGGAGGACGGAUUCUGGUGCAAAAAUUGCAGAAGUAUCAACCUAAAAUAGCAGUUUUUAAUGGAAAAUGCAUUUAUGACAUUUUCAGCAAAGAGGUUUUUGGAGUAAAAGUUAAAAAGUUGGAAUUUGGACUCCAGCCACAUAAGGUUCCAGACACAGAAACACUUUGUUAUGUUAUGCCCUCAUCCAGUGCAAGAUGUGCUCAGUUUCCUCGUGCACAAGAUAAAGUUCAUUAUUACAUCAAGCUGAAAGACCUAAGGGAUCAGCUGAAGGGUGUCGCCUCAAAUACAGAGGUCCAGGAAGUGCAGUACACAUUUGACUUGCAGCUAGCACAAGAGGAUGCUAAGAAAAUGGCUGUCAAAGAAGAAAAAUAUGAUCCAGGUUAUGAAGCAGCUUACGGGGGUGUUUAUGGUGAGAAAACAGCCGAGGAUGGUGAACCAUGUAACUUCCCUUCAAAUGGAACAGCAACCAAUGCAGAGUACAGCAGUGAAUCUUCCUUUGGAGAUGUCCCCAAUGGUCAGUGGAUGACACAAUCUUUCACAGAUCAGAUUCCAGAUUUCAGGAAUUCUAGACCACAAGAGGAAGAAGGAAGCAAUGCUUAAAGGCUGCCUUUUAAGCCAAGCGUAACUUCUGCAGGAGUUUUUUAAAAUGCAAAUGUCAAGAAUGGUUACCUCAGUUCUCCAACUGAAGCAUUUUUAAAUAGCAUUUUACCUCUUAGUUCUCUCUUAUGAUAACCAUUUGUGUUUGUAGAUUUAGACUUAUGAAUCAGGUCACUUAAAAGAACAUGUUUUUAAAGAGAUGAGGCUUCCCUGUUUCUUUCUCUCUCUUUGUUAUUUUGUAUGAGACUUUUGUAUUUAAAUUGUACCAUAGUUGCAGUUUUAGAAAACUGACUUCUCAUUGGUGAAAACCUUUUUUCUUUUCGGUUUUGUUUUAAAUCUGUAUUUUGUAAUGUAGUUUGUGAACGUACAUUUUUAACCUAUCCCUUCAUGUAUUGGGAUAUUUCAUAUGUGUGUUAGUCCAUCUAAGGAGAGGGAAAGCUGCUUGUAGAUCUAACAUUGUUACUGGAAGUGACAUAGCACGUUAUUGUCCAGCAAAUCUGUUACACUCAGUUGUAGGCCUGCCUCUGGUGUGAAGGAGUCUUGCUUUAUGGCAGAAAGUAGCAUGCAGGCAUGUAUGUACAUCAUUUUGACUACUGCCACUUGAAUGUGUGACCUGCCACCAUUGAAAAGCAUAAGGGUUGAACCAAAUGAUCACCAGGUCUCUCCUCUGUUAAUUUAUGGGGGCCAAGCAC
Messenger RNA from Lacerta agilis (Sand lizard), 1952 nucleotides. RefSeq names its product thymine DNA glycosylase (gene TDG). Gene Ontology annotation, cellular component: nucleus. NCBI's taxonomy places the organism in Eukaryota, Metazoa, Chordata, Lepidosauria, Squamata, Lacertidae. Gene Ontology annotation, molecular function: mismatch base pair DNA N-glycosylase activity. Bases 64 to 1263 code for a protein of 399 amino acids. The record is from RefSeq and is a predicted model, not a curated record. The transcript is spliced from 10 exons. Gene Ontology annotation, biological process: base-excision repair, AP site formation.